Ricinus communis (castor bean) is the source of this 3200-nucleotide messenger RNA. Its product is annotated as probable inositol transporter 2. Gene Ontology annotation, molecular function: myo-inositol:proton symporter activity. Gene Ontology annotation, cellular component: membrane. The coding region runs from base 1224 to 2954 and encodes 576 amino acids. Gene Ontology annotation, biological process: transmembrane transport. The transcript is spliced from 6 exons. The record is from RefSeq and is a predicted model, not a curated record. Lineage: Eukaryota; Viridiplantae; Streptophyta; Magnoliopsida; Malpighiales; Euphorbiaceae.
UGAUUUUGACAGUUUCUGAAAAAAGAAAAAAUGAUGAUAGGAAUAACAAUUAUUAGGGCAUUAAGUUUUUGUAAAGGAGAAUGCAUUAAUACAGGCAGCUACCCUAAAAUAGUAUCAAAGAUUGCCAAUUCCUUAUUUGCCAAUUCCUUUAUGAUUUUGCCCAAAUAUUUCUUUUUUCUUUUUCCUUCUCUUUAAAUACAUGAUUGCUCUUAUUUUUUUAUAUAUAUAAUACUACAAAUUCCUUUCACCAGUUUAGGUAAAACAAGAAUGUCAGCUCAAUAUUUAUACUAUAGAAGUUCACAAUUUUAUUAAAAAUAUUUAACAAAAUUUAUUAUUAUUGUGAUCAAUUUGUACAUACUUAUAAAUUAGUAGAUGAAACCGUUGCCUUUUAGGAUAGAAAGAUUAGAUUAAAUGACGCGUGAUAAUUACCAGAUUAUAUUCCUUAAAAGAAUAUUUUUCUAUUUUCUAAAUGAUUUAUUGUAAUUAAGUUAUAACUUUAGUUUCUAAUUUUGAUUUUUUGGGACUGAUAUGGUAAGCUACGUUAUUAAUCAGUAUCUCACUCGUUAAUUGAGAGGGAGUUUAGGAUUGUAGUUGAUAUUAGUAAUGGAUAACAUAUAAGAGAUUAAUUUGCUAAAUAUUUAUGCAACCUUUUCUUUUCUUUUUUUUGACAGAAAAGUUUAUGCAACCUCAACACCAAUAAAUAUGUAUCGUGAAUGCGAAUUGUGGGAUUCAAACUAAAUCCAAAACACCAGGGCAGUUACACCAUGUUCCUCCUGUCAAUAUUGGAAUGGGGAAGUGGUCAGUUUGUAGAUUUUAUAGAACCAUAAAUAUGCUGAUACUCAAAAUAUAGUAUUUGCAGAUUUUACGAAUCCUGUGUUCAUACUCAAGAACAGAUCUUAAAUAGAGAAUGAACUAAUUGGCCUCUGCCAUGCAUUCACGCAAAGAAAAAGAUACUGACCUUUUAAUUCAUUCAAGUUGUCGAUUCAUAUUCACAAAUGUAUAAGGAGCUUAGGUUGAGAAAAUGAUCGCCUAUAUAUAUUACCAUCCCCGGCAUAUUGAUUCUGUUUCUCAGAAUUCUCUUCUUCUUUUCACUUCUUCCUUCAGUUUUCUCAGAAAACACAAAGAGACGCACUUCUCUCUCUCUCUCUCUCCUUAAAAACAAACCCACAGGCUCCUUGUUUCCUUCUAGUUCUUGUUUUCUGGUUAUUGUUUUGGUUUCAAGAAUGGAAGGUGGUAUAGCUUCAAAGGUAGAUGCUGGUUCUUUUAGACUCUUAUGUCUUAUGAUUUGGAAAAAUCCUUAUAUUUUCCGUCUUGCUUUUUCCGCUGGCAUUAGUGGUUUUCUAUUUGGCUAUGAUACAGGAGUUAUUUCUGGUGCCCUUCUUUAUAUUAGAGAUGACUUCAAGGCUGUUGACAGGAAAACUAUACUACAGGAAACUAUUGUGAGCAUGGCAGUUGCUGGAGCAAUCGUAGGAGCAGCAACUGGUGGCUGGUUAAGUGAUCGCUGGGGAAGGAAAUUUGUACUCAGUGUCGCAGAUUUUCUGUUCUUCAUCGGAGCUGUAUUCAUGUGUGUUGCUCCUGGACCAAUACUUCUCAUAAUUGGUCGAGUUUUUGUUGGAUUUGGUGUUGGAAUGGCUUCAAUGACAGCCCCAUUAUACAUUUCCGAGGUUUCUCCGGCAAAAAUCCGUGGUGCCCUUGUUAGUACCAGCGGACUUCUCUUUACUGGCGGCCAGUUUAUUUCUUAUCUUAUAAACCUGGUCUUUACUAAGGUUCCAGGGACAUGGCGAUGGAUGCUUGGAGUUGCAGGACUUCCAGCACUACUGCAGUUCGUUCUAAUGAUAUUCCUCCCAGAAUCACCUCGUUGGCUAUACCGCAAGGGUAAGGAAGAAGAAGCCAAAGUCAUUCUGAGGAAAAUAUACCCUGCUGAAGAUGUUGAACAAGAAAUUAUGGAUCUAAAAGAUUCGAUUGACAAAGAGAUAAUGGAAGCAGGAAAUUCUGAGAAGAUUAGUAUCAGUAAAUUAUGUAAAACCAAAACAGUGAGAAGAGGACUAAUUGCUGGUGUUGGCCUUCAGGUUUUCCGGCAGUUUAUAGGAAUUAAUACAGUUAUGUAUUAUAGUUCUACUAUAAUUCAGUUGGCUGGUUAUGCAUCUAACCAAACUGCUCUGUUGCUCUCACUUGUCACUGCUGGGUUGAAUGCAGUAUGCAGUAUUUUCAGCAUUUUGUUCAUCGACUCUUUUGGAAGGAAGAAGCUGCUGAUCAGCAGUUUAAUUGGUGUAAUAAUUUCACUUGGUCUUCUAUCAGGAAUUUUCCACGAGACUGCCAGCCACUCGCCAAUGGUUAUGCCUGCUGAAUUUCGUUAUUCAAAUUCGACCUGCCCUAGUUAUGUUUCUGCUACAAAUGCUGAUUCUUGGAACUGCAUGACAUGCUUGAAAGCAACCGAAUGUGGAUUUUGUGCUUCAAGUCCAGAUAAGCCUGGAAUGUGUUUAUCCUCGAUUGAUGCAGUGAAGAAUCUUUGUCAUAGUGACCACAGACAAUGGUACACUAGAGGAUGCCCAAGUAAAUAUGGAAUUUAUGCACUAGUUGGGCUUGCAAUGUACAUUUUUUUCUUUGCACCGGGGAUGGGUACAGUGCCAUGGAUUGUCAACUCUGAAGUAUAUCCCUUAAGAUUUAGAGGGGUUUGUGGAGGAAUAGCAGCCACAGCAAAUUGGAUCUCCAAUCUCAUUGUUGCUCAGUCGUUCUUAUCGAUGACUCAGGCUAUUGGAACCGCCUGGACAUUCUUAACAUUUGGAGUAAUAUCUGUAUUAGGCUUGGUCUUCGUCUUAGUGUGCGUACCUGAAACAAAGGGGCUACCGAUCGAGGAGAUUGAGAAGAUGUUGGAGCUCAGGUCUCUGCAUUACAAAUUCUGGGCAAAAAAGUCUGAACAUGAAACUGAUGAGAAUAAACCCUUGGAAGUCUGAUUAGUACGUAAUAGAACUAAAUGUGUGAAUUUCGAACCUAUGAAAUUUGAAGAAUGGGUUUCUGAUACUAUUAACCCAUGAAAACUGGAAGUUAUAUAAAUAUGUCUCACUUUUUUCUGACAGAUGGCUCAAUUCCUAAAAUUUGAGUCAUGUUUGGAAUUUUAGACAAUUCUAGUUACCUAGAUUAUUGUUCAAAUUAGGUAAAUCUCAGGAUGUAAUGAAGCUGAAUAAAUUUUCUUUAUUAUA